CUAGCUGGAGGACAGAUGGUUUGGUGGCCUGUGGGUGCAUCCCUGUUUGCCAGCAACGUGGGCAGUGGCCACUUCAUCGGCCUGGCCGGCUCAGGAGCUGCCUCGGGAAUCGCUGUGACAGCCUACGAGUGGAACGGGAUGUUUUCUGUUUUGGUGCUGGCCUGGCUGUUCCUUCCCAUUUACAUAGCAGCAGGAGUCACCACCAUGCCAGAGUACCUGAGGAGACGUUUUGGAGGCAAAAGAAUUCAGAUUUUCCUGGCAAUUCUCUACCUGUUCAUCUACAUCUUCACCAAAAUAUCAGUGGACAUGUACGCUGGGGCCCUCUUCAUUCAGCAGGCCCUCCGCUGGGACCUCUACAUCGCCGUGGCCGGGCUGCUGGCCAUCACUGCUGUCUACACUGUGUCAGGUGGCCUGGCAGCUGUGAUCUACACGGAUGCUCUGCAGACUCUCAUCAUGCUGAUUGGGGCUGUGACUCUCAUGGUCUUCAGCUUCAUUGAAGUUGGUGGUCUUGAAGGUUUGCAGACAAAAUACUUUGCUGCCAUUCCCAGCACCCGCAAGGAGAACAGCAGCUGUGGCUUGCCACGAGAAGAUGCUUUCCACAUCUUCAGGGACCCUGUCCACUCUGACCUUCCCUGGCCAGGAGUCCUGGUGGGAAUGACCAUCCCAUCCAUUUGGUACUGGUGCACAGAUCAGGUCAUUGUUCAGAGGUCCCUUGCUGCAAAAAACCUCUCUCAUGCAAAAGGAGGCUCCUUGAUGACCUCCUACUUGAAAAUUUUGCCCCUCUUUAUCAUGGUGAUGCCAGGCAUGAUCAGCAGGGUUCUCUUCCCAGAUCUGGUGGCUUGUGCAGAUGCAGAAAUAUGCCAGAAAAUCUGUGGCAACCCAUCUGGCUGUUCUGAUAUUGCUUAUCCCAAGCUGGUCCUAGAACUGCUGCCUGUAGGACUCAGGGGCCUGAUGAUGUCAGUGAUGAUAGCAGCUCUCAUGUCCUCCCUGACUUCCAUCUUUAAUAGUGCCAGCACCAUCUUCACCAUGGACCUCUGGAAACACUUCCGUCCUCGGUGCUCCGAGUGGGAACUGAUGAUCGUUGGCAGGGUCUUUGUGCUGCUUCUCACUGUGGUCUCCAUCCUGUGGAUCCCACUGGUGCAGGCUGGCCAGGGUGGGCAGCUCUUUAUCUACAUCCAGUCCAUCAGCUCCUACCUGCAGCCCCCUGUGGCAAUGGUGUUUAUACUGGGCUGCUUCUGGAAAAGAGCAAAUGAAAAGGGAGCCUUCUGGGGCCUCGUGACCGGGCUGCUGCUGGGCGUCAUUCGGCUGGUGUUGGACUUCAUCUACCCGGAGCCGCGGUGCGGGGAGCCGGACCCGCGGCCAGGCGUGGUGAAGUACAUGCACUACCUCUACUUCUCCAUGCUCCUGGGCGCCAUCUCCACGCUCACCGUGCUGGUGGUCAGCCUGCUGACAGAGCCCCCCCCGGAAGGAAUGAUAAGUCGGCUUACCUGGUUCACACGCGGGGAUCUACCAGCCAAGAAAGACCUCGCAGUCAGCCCUUGCCCUGAUGCUGCCAAAGGAGUAUGUGAAACUGAGUGCCCAGCUCUCCAGCUUGAUCUAAGCCUUGCUUCUGAAAAUAGUUCAGAAGAUAAGAAAUGUCCAACCAACAGCAGCAAAAGGAGCUCCAAGCUGAUGACAGCUAUUCUGUGGCUCUGUGGGAUGGAGCGCAGAGAGGAGAGUGCUGAGAACGCGGUACCCGCUCCAACCGAGCCACUUCCCCUGGCUUCCCUGGAGGAGAAGCCACUGGUGAAGCACAUCUUGAACAUCAGCCUGCUCUUGUGUGUCUGUUCUGGGGUCUUCCUCUGGGGCUACUUUGCAUAG
Messenger RNA from Indicator indicator, 1860 nucleotides. RefSeq names its product solute carrier family 5 member 11 (gene SLC5A11). Gene Ontology annotation, biological process: transmembrane transport. The record is from RefSeq and is a predicted model, not a curated record. Gene Ontology annotation, molecular function: D-glucose:sodium symporter activity. Lineage: Eukaryota; Metazoa; Chordata; Aves; Piciformes; Indicatoridae. The coding region runs from base 16 to 1860 and encodes 614 amino acids. Gene Ontology annotation, cellular component: plasma membrane. The transcript has 14 exons.